AUGGUGGGAGGCGAAGUUGCAAUGGCUGUGGGGCAGCCGCAUCUUUCUCGCCAGGGUCUGGCCAACUUGGAUGUUACCAAGUUGACUCCUCUCUCUCACAAAGUUAUCAGCAGACAAGCCACAAUUAACAUAGGUACAAUUGGUCAUGUUGCUCAUGGAAAAUCUACAGUUGUAAAAGCUAUUUCUGGAGUUCACACUGUCAGGUUCAAAAAUGAACGGGAAAGAAAUACUACAAUCAAGCUUGGAUAUGUGAAUGCCAAGAUUUAUAAACUUAAUGAUGCAAGUUCUCCUCGGCCAGAAUGCUACAGAUCCUGUGGAAGCAGUACACCUGAUGAAUUUCCUUCAGACAUUCCAGGGACCAGAGGGAACUUUAGACUUGUCAGACAUGUUUCCUUUGUUGACUGUCCUGGCCAUGAUAUUUUGAUGGCUAUUAUGCUGAAUGGUGCAACAGUGAUGGAUGCAGCUCUUUGGUUGAUAGCUGGUAAUGAAUCUUGACCUCAACCUCAGACUUCUGAACACCUGGCUGCCACAGAAAUUAUGAAGCUGAAACAUAUUUUGAUUCUACAGAAUAAAAUUGAUUUGGUAAAAGAAAGUCAGGCUAAAGAACAGUAUGAACAGAUCCUUGCAUUUGUACAAGGUACAGUAGCAGAAGCAGCUCCUAUUAUUCCAAUUUCUGUACAGCUGAAAUAUAAUAUUGAAGUUGUCUGUGAGUAUAUUGCAAAGAAAAUUCCAGUACCUCUAAGAGACUUUACGUCAGAACCCCAACUUAUUUUUAUUAGGUACUUUGCUGUCAACAAACCUGGCUGUGAGGUUGAUGACCUUAAAGGUGGUAGGGCUGGUGGUAGUAUUUUAAAAGGUUUAAAGGUGGGCCAGGAGAUAGAAGUCAGACCUGAUAUUGUUUCCAAAGAUAGUGAAGGAAAACUCAUGUGUAAACCAAUCUUUUCCAAAAUUGUAUCACUUUUUGCAGAACAUAAUGAUCUUCAGUAUGCUGCUCCAUGGGGUCUUAUUGGAGUUGGAACAAAAAGUGACCCCACUUUGUGCCGAGCUGAUAGGAUGGUGGGGCAGGUACUUGGUGCAGUUGGAGCUUUACCAGAGAUCUUCACAGAAUUGGAAAUUUCCUAUUUCCUACUUAGACGGCUCCUUGGUGUACGGACAGAGGAAGACAAAAAAGCAGCAAAGGUGCGAAAGCUGUCUAAGAAUGAAGUGCUUAUGGUGAACACAGGAUCCUUGUCAACAGAAGGAAGAGUGAGUGCAGUUAAGGCUGACUUGGGUAAAAUGGUUCUCACUAAUCCUGAAUGCACGGAAGUAGGAGAAAAAAUUGCCCUCAGCCAAAGAGUUGAGAAACACUGGUGUUUAAUUGGUUGGGGUCAGAUAAGAAGAGGAGUAACCAUCAAGGCAACAGUAGCUGAUGACUGAAGAAUACCAGUUAGUAACA
Messenger RNA from Equus quagga, 1435 nucleotides. RefSeq names its product eukaryotic translation initiation factor 2 subunit 3, Y-linked-like. Gene Ontology annotation, biological process: formation of translation preinitiation complex; positive regulation of translational fidelity. Gene Ontology annotation, molecular function: GTP binding; tRNA binding; GTPase activity. The record is from RefSeq and is a predicted model, not a curated record. Gene Ontology annotation, cellular component: eukaryotic translation initiation factor 2 complex; cytosol. Lineage: Eukaryota; Metazoa; Chordata; Mammalia; Perissodactyla; Equidae.